Molecule: messenger RNA, 3138 nt
Organism: Tachysurus vachellii
Lineage: Eukaryota; Metazoa; Chordata; Actinopteri; Siluriformes; Bagridae
Gene: gpc3
Product: glypican 3
Exons: 8
Coding region: 244-1995 (583 amino acids)
Biological process (GO): cell migration; positive regulation of canonical Wnt signaling pathway; regulation of protein localization to membrane
Cellular component (GO): plasma membrane; extracellular region; cell surface
Source: RefSeq, a predicted model, not a curated record
UUAUAAAAGAACACACCGGGAGCAUGAAGACUGUUCAUGUCAAGCCCAGAUCUGCUGUUUAACUCCUGGUAACAAGGAUCCGUGCUGAUCUAGAGGAAGACCACCAGGAGAAUAGUUUGUGGGCUGCUGUGUCCUAACAAGAGGCUUGACGGAAUCCGAAUCAGGACACGUCUCAUGCUGAGUGACCAAGAAAAUCUACUUUUUUUUUGAAUUACAAUUUCUGAUUUUUUUUUCUCUGUGGCCAUGAGCGGAUCGAACUUCUUCGGGUCUUUGGUUUUGUGCGCUUUGUUUUUGCCGCUUUCUGAGCCGAGCGGUCAGAUCCUGAAGUGCCACGAAGUGCGCUCAUCCUUCCAGUUUCUGCAUCCAGGCACCAAGUGGGCUCCGGAAACCCCAGUGUCAGGCUCAGACCUGCAAGUUUGCCAGUCGAAAGGCCUCACUUGCUGCUCUCGCAAAAUGGAAGAGCGUUACCUCCUCACCGCCAAACAGAACUUGGAGUCAAAUCUGCAGUCCAGCAGCGCCCAGCUCAAACUCCUCAUCAUCCAGAACGCAGCUCUCUUUCAAGAGGCCUUUGACAUGGUGUUGCGCUUGGGUCGUAACUCUACUCUCACCCUGCUGAGGGAGGAGUUUCCCGGCCUGGGGAGUGGAGCCAAUGGUGCUGCCACUCAGCUCUUCAUGGAAAUGUCCCUCUACAUCCUUGGCUCUGAUGCAAAUGUGGACGACAUGGUGAUUUCCUUCUUCUCACGUCUCUUUCCUCUUGCCUAUCGCCGCCUCUUGGACAAUGGGGCAGCAGCAGGAAUAUCAGAGGAGUGCAUGCAGAGGACGUGGCGUGAGGUCUCAGCAUUCGGCUCUUACCCUAAGCUAAUGAUGACGCGCCUCUCACGUUCCCUGCUGGCCACGCGUCUCUUCCUUCAGGCGCUGAACCUGGGCAUCGAGGUGGUAAACACCACGCAGCACCUGAAGGCAGGACGGGAGUGUGGCCGGGCACUGCUUCGCCUGUGGUACUGUCCACUGUGUCAAGGGCUGAUGGAGGCACGACCAUGUAAGGCAGCGUGUCUUGUAACUAUGGGCACCUGUCUUGGGGGCGCAGCUGAGGUGCAGCCACAUUGGAGGGCUUAUGUGGAGGGAUUGGGCACUUUGGCAGCUGCUAUGAGAGGAGGACAGGACAUUGAGGCAGUGGUGCUCAGGCUACAUGUCAUCAUCCGGAUGGCGCUCAGACACAUUGUGGGGGCCAAGAACAGGGUGAAUGCACAGGUGAGCAGCAUGUGUUCACACACGCCCAAACGCAAGGCUCGUGCAGUGACAUCACCAGUGGAGCCGGCGUUAGUCAUUCAGCCCGUCAACUUCGAUCCAGAUGAGACUCUUUCUGGACAACGCAGAGAGUUUAUCCAGAGCCUGAGGGGCUUCGGUUUCUUCUACGCUAAUCUCGGGGAGACUCUGUGCAGCCGAGACCCAGCGGCACUCAACGGCACCCUCUGCUGGAACGGGCAGGAAAUGACAGACAAGUUUUCAGGUUCAGGGACGAGGAAGAGCCACCCUCAUGGAUCAGACACCAAACACAAGCAGCCCGAGCCGGUCGUCAGCCAGAUCAUUGACAAACUCAAACACAUCAACCAACUUUUACGAAUGGUGACUUCACCGGAGAAGCGGUGGAAGGCUCGCCCAGGAGGGGGCACCGCACGAAGAGAUCCAGACCGACUGAACCAAGGGGUAGAGGAUGAGGAAGGUCUGGAAAGUGGCGACUGUGAUGAUGAAGAUGAAUGUGCUGGAGUUUCAGGACUCGGUCCACCAACACGACGCAAACGUUUACGUAUUUUUUCCGAUCUGGCAGAUAAUUUGGCAAUGGAUGACUUGACCUUUCACGAGUUGCUCCUGACCCCGAGACUCGCGACAGACACACGUGGCGGAGCAUCUGUCCCCGGAGCAGCAGACGGCCUGUAUGUCCCCGCCCGUGUCUUCUUUCUGUUCAUCAUUCUCCUUCACUUUGGAUUCCAGUGAACCCUCCAGUCUGUUUUCCACAGACUCUACUCCCGAACCCAUCUUCAUCAACUCCUUACUGUCCUUUAAACUGGCCAGAGAAUUUGAAAGGACACCACAGCUAAACCUUUGUACAUACAGUGAAAGAUGAUCUAGACUGAGGACAGAAGACUCUUUCUCCCUUUAUGUGUGCUAUCUCUGCUUUUACUUAAUGAAUGUCUGUUUUUUUUGUAAUUCUACAAGGACCUGUUCAGCUGCCAAACCAUUAAAGACGUACUCUCCCAGAGCAUGAUAAAUACGUCACAUAUCCUAACUCAUCCUAUCCCAUUGUGCUUGUAUCCCACAGUACAGUCAUCUGUUUUAAAUGGGACAUUAUUUGUUCUCUGGUGUUUUACACAUGGCUUUACACAAAAAAAAAUCAAGCGUCUUGUAGGUAAAGGACUCAACCCUAUUUUUUCCUUCUGUUUUUGUAAUUUAUUGAAUUUUCUAAAGGAGGAAGACGGUGACUAAUGUGGUCCGGGGAAAUGUAGUGCUUCUAUAGUGGAUAUGGGGUCUGUCUGAUUCCUGGACAUGCUCAAACACACACACACACACACAAACACACACACACACACACCACGUUGCAUCCUAAUUCUGACACUCAUUUCCUCUGCAGUAAAUGAUCCUUGCAGGAGAUCAAGGGAUUGGUAUGUCGUUGUGAAAUCUUCUCACUGCAGGGUGACACCAGCUACAUUUUAUUUGGAGAGAUAACAGUUUAUUAGAAUGGUGACUUUCCCCUUUUCAGUCUUGCUAUCUUUUUUCCCAUUCAUCACUCUUACUUUGAUUUUUUUCUCUCUUUGGAGGCAUAUAUUUAUCUCCUUCUUUGUAUCCUUUCUCUCUCUACUUUCUCUCUGACUCUGGCAGUGAGCGGACAUUUCAUAUUUUGAUGUGUACUGGAGCUGGUUUAUUAAAGAUAUGGCCCAUGUGGACAACCUUAAGUGUCCUCCUCUUGUCUGUGCUUUGAUUUACAAAUUGCUAAGACAAUGGCAUCCAAGAAAGGAGGCACUGUGUUGAUGGCUGAAGUGUUGAACUGUGUUUUUCUUUGUUGCUCAAAUUGGCAUGUAAAUAGAUAUUACUGUAUUACAGAACACUGUAAUAAUUCACUGUACAAUUUAUACUAAAUAA